This is a messenger RNA of Chrysochloris asiatica (Cape golden mole), 600 nucleotides long. RefSeq names its product AHA1, activator of heat shock 90kDa protein ATPase homolog 2 (yeast) (gene AHSA2). The transcript is spliced from 6 exons. The record is from RefSeq and is a predicted model, not a curated record. Gene Ontology annotation, molecular function: protein-folding chaperone binding; ATPase activator activity. Lineage: Eukaryota; Metazoa; Chordata; Mammalia; Afrosoricida; Chrysochloridae.
AUGACUUACCUUUACACUCUGACAGUCUGUGGCCUUAAGGGUCUUCCCGCCCCUAGUUCACCCCCUUUCGUGCCUCUGGGAAUUGAAAGGAAACGGGAAGGUAGAAGUGGAAACUUCUGCUGUGAAUGGAAUGUCAGAAUGAGCUGGAAAGCUACCCUUAAGGAAUCCAGUGUGAAACACUAGGGCUUGAUUGAAAUUCCCAAUCUUUCAGAAGAAAAAGAAGUAGAUGACACUGAGGUGAACAUGAGUGAAAAGAAAGGCGAUGGGGCUAUACUGAAGGAUCUUAGGAAAGCUCCAGGCCCCACCAAGGUCAGGGAGGCCCUUGGAGAUUACCUGAAGGCACUAAGAGUAGAAUUUACAAUGAGAAUGAUUUUACCAACGAAAACUAUUGCAACUGAGGAACUGACUGUUAAAAGCAAACUGAGUGAGGAACACUGUGCAGCAGGUGAAAUGAUUCUGUGCCGUACCCAUGGGCAAGUGAAAUCGCAAUUGGACUGUACGGGAGUUCCAGUUUCUACUGUAAAGAUGAAAUUCUGUGGGCAGAAGCAGUAUUUUGAAGAAACACGUUUUACUGCAGAUGACCACCCGAAAGUAGAAUAA